AUGGUAGACUGGGAAGAAUUGUGGGAAAAUCUCGUAUCUAAAGCUUUACCUAGUGUGACUUCAGACCAUUGCCCUAUUCCUUUAGGACAAGAGGCACUUUUUGGUGGUCCUUCCCCUUUUCGGUUCAAGAACAUGUGGUUAAAAGAUCCCUCUUUUAAGUUAAGAGUAAAAGAUUGGUGGGAAGAGGGAAGACCAAGAAACAGAAAAAAGGGGGUUAGAUUUAUGAGGACUUUGAAAGCUCUGAAGGGGAAAACUAAAGAUUGGAAUAAGGAUCACUUUGGAAGAAUUGAAGAGGGUCAAGAAAGAAUUUCUUCUAGAAUUGAGGAGCUAGACAUAAAGGAAGCACAAAGAAACUUUAGUGAGGAGGAAAGAGAAGAGCGAUGGAAGCUAAAGGUGGAGCUAGAAGAGAUUUUAAGGAAUGAAGAAAUUUCUUGGAGACAAAAGUCUAGAUGUAAGUGGCUUCAAGGAGACAAAAACACAAGAUUUUUUCACUCUCUAGCAAGUGGGAAGAGAAGCAAAAACCUCAUAACAACUGUGGUAGUGGAUGGGAUUGAGGUCAGGAGGGAGGAGGAGAUAGUCAAGGUCUUUCUUGAUCACUUUAAGGGCAUAUUCUCCAGAAUGGAAGGGAAUAGGCAAGACCUCCCUGAAUUGGAGUGGAUAGGGUGA
Nelumbo nucifera (sacred lotus) is the source of this 666-nucleotide messenger RNA. The record is from RefSeq and is a predicted model, not a curated record. NCBI's taxonomy places the organism in Eukaryota, Viridiplantae, Streptophyta, Magnoliopsida, Proteales, Nelumbonaceae.